AAAAUUCACCGCCAACCCUUUUCAUGUAUCGAUGACGACUAUAUACCUUCACACCCAAAACCAGCCUGACCGAACAGAUUAAGCAGCCAUAGCUAGAAUGAAAGGAGGAGGUCUAGUCUACGCAGUGGGUGUUGGGUCUGUUCUUGCACUCUUAACCUGCGCACUGGCCCUCCACGAAAGCCCCCAAGAUGACGUAAAAAUCCUCCAAGUUACAGAAAAUUACCACGCCAACCACCACCUCCUCGGCACGGCGGCGGAGCUCCGGUUCAAGAAAGAGUACCCUACACGGGCGGAGUACCUGCACCGCCUCGGGAUCUUCGCCAAAAACUUAAUCAGGGCCGCUGAGCACCAGGCCAUAGACCCCACCGCCGUCCAUGGUGUUACCCAGUUCUCCGAUCUUUCGGAGGAGGAGUUUGAGGGAAUGUACAUGGGGGUGAAAGGCGGUGGCGGCGCGGCGCCGUGGGAGAAUGGAGUGGCCGCGGCGGAGGAGUUGGACGUGGGGAGUUUGCCGGAGAGCUUUGAUUGGAGGGAGGAGGGUGCUGUUACUGAUGUCAAGAUGCAGGGCACGUGCGGGUCUUGCUGGGCAUUUAGCACCACCGGAGCGAUUGAAGGAGCGAACUUCAUUGCGACUGGGAAGCUCUUGAAUCUUAGCGAGCAACAGCUUGUCGACUGUGAUCAUGCGUGUGAUGCAAAGGAGAGGAGAGCUUGCGAUGAUGGAUGCAUGGGGGGGUUGAUGACGAAUGCAUACAAGUACCUGAUCGAGGCUGGAGGAAUAGAGGAAGAGGAGUCGUAUCCUUAUACCGGAAAACGAGGUGAAUGUAAAUUUAGACCUGAAAAGGUGGCUGUCAGAGUUGCCAACUUUACGACCAUCCCCAUAAACGAGAAUCAGAUCGCUGCCCAUUUAGUCCGUCAUGGUCCUCUUGCAGUCGGGCUCAACGCUGUGUUCAUGCAAACAUACAUUGGUGGCGUCUCAUGCCCGCUAAUUUGUGGCAAGCGGUGGGUCAACCAUGGCGUUCUUCUUGUGGGCUACGGCUCUAGAGGCUACUCCAUCCUGCGAUUGGGGUACAAGCCGUACUGGAUCAUCAAGAACUCGUGGGGCAAGCGAUGGGGGGAACAUGGAUACUACCGUUUGUGCAGAGGGCACGGUAUGUGCGGCAUGAACACGAUGGUUUCCGCUGUGAUGACGCAGACCUCCUAGUAAUAUUACAUCUACAUAAGAAAGUAGGAUCUGUUUAUCGCGUCAUGUUAUGAAAUAAUGUAAGCUUAGACACAUUCGAAAAGCUCUUUUUUCUUUUCUUAUGGUGUAAUAGAUACUUUAAACCUCCCUCGUAUUAUUACGUGGGAUGGUAAUAGCCUUAAUGUAAUUAGUGCAACUUUUUAACAGAUGGAAUCGAGAAUGAAGUUAGGAGGAGAA
Molecule: messenger RNA, 1414 nt
Organism: Sesamum indicum (sesame)
Lineage: Eukaryota; Viridiplantae; Streptophyta; Magnoliopsida; Lamiales; Pedaliaceae
Product: Papain family cysteine protease
Biological process (GO): proteolysis
Molecular function (GO): cysteine-type peptidase activity
Source: RefSeq, a predicted model, not a curated record